CCCCCCCCCCCCUCCCCCCACCUCUUUGUUCUUAUCACGAUCAUUUCCUCCUCCUACUAGAGUGGUGUCAUGAAGGGCAUGGGAAUGGAGUCCGACGCCGCUAGCGUCAAUUACGAGCUCCAACGUCUCCGCAGGAGUGUGCGCACGGCCAAGCUCCUAACGCUGCUUCUCGCGUUCAUUGUGUUGGCCCUCUUUAUCGCCAUCGCUGCCGUCGGGGUCAGUCAGGCUAAAAAAAUCAGUAACUUGAAUAGUCUCGCCCAUGCUCAGUCCGUCAUCCUUGGCUCCGGUCAGUCCAGUCUUCGUAACAAGGCUGAUGUCACUUACGGUGGAAGCUUGUUCCGCGGCAGUGGAUUCUGGGCCACCAAGCUUCCUCUUCCUGGGCCGUUGGCGGAUCAUUCUUCGGUGGGUGUAAACGAAUCGGUUUACAUCUUGGGUGGACAAGAUAAAAAUGGUACCGUGCUGGAUCAAGUGCUCAAGUACGAUCCUGUGUUGCACACUUACACCCAGAUGGCUAAGAUGCCUGGCCCCCGAUAUCGCAUGGGAGUUACUCUUCUUGAUAACGGCAAGCAAGAUACCAUAUAUGUGGUAGGAGGAAGAUUAAAUGAGAAUGUUACAGUGAGGGACUUGUACGUUUACAACAUCCCCACGAAUACAUGGACUGUCGCUCCGGCCGCUCCAAUCAAUGCGAGUGACAACUGUGCUGGAAGUGUUGGCGGCAAGGUUUAUCUAAUUGGUGGCUACGACGUCGAUUACAAGAUUCCUCCUGCAAACUACGAGUAUGAUCCUGCGAAAAAUACGUGGACCCAAAAGCCUGAUAUGCCAACCCCGAGGGGUGACCUCAUGUGUGUCAACUUCAUGGGUGAAGUAUACGCUUUGGGAGGAUAUUAUGAUCCUAACUUUGCUGCCAACGCAUUCUCAGACAAAGUGGAAUCGUUCAAUCCGGCUACGAAUAAGUGGACCAUAAGGCCCCACAUGUUGACCCCCCGAGGAGAUGCGGGUGCAACAGUCCUUCCUGGAAAUAGGAUCAUGGUUAUUGGCGGAGAAGGGCACUACAGGAACAAUGAACAGUACAAGUAUCCGAAGCAUGUUAAUGAGGUUUACUACGCGGACGACGGAAUAUGGGUGCAAAAAGCUUUCAUCCCAACAGCCCGUUUUCGCACUACGGCAGCAUCUUCGGGUGGACUGGCUUAUGUUUUUGGGGGAUCGGACCUGUGUAUCGACAUGAAAACGUGUCCAUCACUGAACACAAAUGAGGUGUUUCUGGAUGUGGACCAUCCUCACGUGUACGUGUACCUUAAAAAUCAAGCGUAUAACGAUUCUCUGCCACAAACGAUUUACCCUCUCUAGGUUGGCCCCCUGCUACGAUGUCGAUAUUGUAUCGUACUUGUCACGUGUAGUUUAGCUGGUCAUGCGUUUCUUGUGACCCUUGACUCCGGCUUGAACAUACUAUUUCUCGGUUCCAAGUGCCUCUUAUUACGUGCGAGAGAACUCGAUGGAAGGGCAGGUGGAUUUUCUUCGAAGGAUGUGAAUUUGAAGAUUUCGGAGUCGUUAGAGUGAUUUCAUCUAUCAAAACAAUAAGCAUUACAGUCACUUGUACGGGUUUACGAUUGUGGUGUCCUAGUUACCCUAAAACGUUAACCGGUGUCUUGCAUUUGGGAGGGGAAGCUCAAGGCCGGAGCUGGGGUUUUCUCUGAACGAUGUUGAUUCAGAGCUUUCGGGGGAACUAGGACCUUUGCAAUAGUAGUGGCACUGCCACUUGUAGUUUUUGUGCAUUGACAGUAAAGAUUCACACGACUUUUUUUUCUUCUAAAAGGGUGCUUUUCAUCUA
Physcomitrium patens is the source of this 1828-nucleotide messenger RNA. RefSeq lists its product as uncharacterized. The record is from RefSeq and is a predicted model, not a curated record. Lineage: Eukaryota; Viridiplantae; Streptophyta; Bryopsida; Funariales; Funariaceae. Gene Ontology annotation, molecular function: protein binding.